AUGAGCGCAACGUCCCCUAUUGCGUACCAAGAUCGACACCCCCUGACGGUUAACAGUGUGAGUCCACUCGUCUCCACACAUACGUCUGGGUUCGGCUCUGAUACCAAUUGUAACGCCCCCGCCGCCCCUCCCGUGAGGAAAGAUGGCAGAUUGGAACUUACACAAGUUAUGAUAGAUCGGACGGAUAUUUUCCACGCUUCACGAGAAGAUGAACGGCUGAGAUUACAUCUUGUUGAUGCUUAUUGUGAUUCCAAAGAAAAUGUGGACUUAGAAGACGAACCUAAGGGUCUAGAUUGGCCUCACUUGGAAUCUGUUUUUGAGAUUAGUGAAGAUAAUGCUGAUGAAACAAGUGACAAAGUGGUGAAUUUAUCUAUGAUCAAUGAUGAUAGUGGUGCAAUAAACUGGAGAUAUAAAACUAGUCAUGAUGUUUCGUUGAAUAGUGAUGAUUAUGUUGUACAUUUCGAUGAUGAACAUGAUGUUACUUGUGAGGGAAUGGAGGUACGAGAAUUGUUGUAA
This is a messenger RNA of Microthlaspi erraticum, 516 nucleotides long. The record is from the annotation of a GenBank genome assembly. Lineage: Eukaryota; Viridiplantae; Streptophyta; Magnoliopsida; Brassicales; Brassicaceae.